AUGGCGCUCCACGCCCUCGCGAUGCUGGCGGCAGCCGUGCUCGCCCGGGCGGACGAGACGGGCAACAAGGUCCCGCGUGCGGCGCCGUCGGGCACCGCCGCCUGGGACGCCGCACACUCGUCGGCCGCCGCGGCCGUGGCCAAGAUGUCGCAGCAGGACAAGAUCAACAUCGUCACCGGCGUCGGGUGGAACAAGGGCCCCUGCGUGGGCAACACGCCGGCCAUCGGCUCCGUCGGCUACCCGGAGCUCUGCCUGCAGGACGGGCCGCUCGGCGUGCGCUACGGCACCGGCACCACGGCCUUCACGCCGGGCAUCCAGGCGGCCUCGACCUGGGACGUCGAGCUGAUCCGGCAGCGCGGCGAGUACCUGGGCGCCGAGGCCAAGGGGUGCGGCGUGCACGUGCUGCUGGGCCCCGUGGCCGGCCCGCUGGGCAAGAACCCGACGGGCGGGCGCAACUGGGAGGGCUUCGGCGUGGAUCCGUACCUGGCGGGCAUCGCCAUGGCCGAGACGAUCGAGGGCAUGCAGUCCUCGGGCGUGCAGGCGUGCGCCAAGCACUACAUCGCCAACGAGCAGGAGCUGAACCGCGACACCAUGAGCUCCAACGUCGACGACCGCACGAUGCACGAGCUGUACCUGUGGCCGUUCGCCGACGCCGUGCACGCCAACGUGGCCAGCGCCAUGUGCAGCUACAACAAGCUCAACGGCUCGUGGGCCUGUGAGAGCGACCGGGCGCUCAACGGUCUGCUCAAGACGGAGCUCGGCUUCCGCGGCUACGUCAUGAGCGACUGGGACGCCCAGCACACCACGGUCGGGUCGGCCAACGCGGGCCUGGACAUGACCAUGCCGGGGAGCGACUACAGCGGCAAGACGGUGCUGUGGGGCCCGCAGCUGAACAACGCCGUCAACAGCAACCAGGUGUCCAAGGCGCGGCUGGACGACAUGGCGCAGCGCAUCCUGGCGGCCUGGUACCUGGUCGGGCAGAACGCCGGCUACCCGGCCAUCAACAUCAAGGCCAGCGUGCAGGGCAACCACAAGGAGAACGUGCGGGCGAUCGCGCGCGACGGCAUCGUGCUGCUCAAGAACGACGGCGGCGUCCUGCCGCUCAAGAAGCCGGCCAAGCUGGCGCUCGUCGGGUCCGCCGCGGUCGCCAACCCCAACGGCAUCAACUCGUGCAACGACCAGGGCUGCGACCAGGGCGCGCUCGGCAUGGGCUGGGGCUCCGGCGCGGUCUACUACCCGUACAUGGUGGCGCCGUACGACGCGCUCAAGGCGCGCGCGCAGAGCGACGGCACCACGCUGACGCUGCACAACUCGGACAGCACGAGCGGCGUGGCGAGCGCGGUCUCGGGCGCUGACGCCGCCAUCGUCGUCAUCACGGCCGACUCGGGCGAGGGCUACAUCACGGUCGAGGGCAACGCGGGCGACCGGCAGAACCUGGACCCGUGGCACAACGGCAACGCGCUGGUGCAGGCGGUCGCGGCGGCCAACCCGAACACCAUCGUGGUCGUGCACAGCGUCGGGCCCGUCAUCCUCGAGACCAUCCUCGCGACCGCCGGGGUCAAGGCGGUCGUGUGGGCGGGGCUGCCGAGCCAGGAGAACGGCAACGCGCUGGUCGACGUCCUGUACGGGCUCACCGCGCCGUCCGGAAAGCUGGUCUACACCAUCGCCAAGCGGGCAGAGGACUACGGCACCGCCGUGGUGCGCGGCGACGACAACUACAGCGAGGGCCUGUUCGUCGACUACCGGCACUUUGACAACGCCAAGAUCGAGCCGCGGUUUGAGUUUGGCUUUGGGCUGUCAUACACGAACUUCACCUACAGCAACCUGACCACCACGACCGCACCGACCCUGACCGCCGGCCCAGCCACGGGCGCCACCAUCCCCGGCGGCCCGGCCGACCUGUGGGACACGGUCGCCACCGUGACGGCGACCAUCACCAACAGCGGCGGCGUCGCCGGCGCCGAGGUCGCGCAGCUGUACCUGACCCUGCCGUCGUCGGCACCCGCCGCGCCGCCCCGGCAGCUGCGCGGCUUCGCCAAGCUGGCGCUGCAGCCCGGCGCCAGCGGCACCGCCACGUUCAACCUGCGCCGGCGCGACCUGAGCUACUGGGAUGUCGGCUCGCAGCGGUGGGUCGUGCCGGCGGGCACGUUUGGGGUUGUUGUUGGGGCGAGCUCGAGGGAUGGGCGGUUGGAGGGGAGUUUGGUCGUGUAG
Messenger RNA from Thermothielavioides terrestris NRRL 8126, 2211 nucleotides. Its product is annotated as glycoside hydrolase family 3 protein. Bases 1 to 2211 code for a protein of 736 amino acids. Gene Ontology annotation, biological process: glucan catabolic process. Lineage: Eukaryota; Fungi; Ascomycota; Sordariomycetes; Sordariales; Chaetomiaceae. The record is from RefSeq and is a predicted model, not a curated record. Gene Ontology annotation, molecular function: beta-glucosidase activity. The transcript has 2 exons.